AUGUUCACUCUCAGUGUGCCGAUUAUUGACCCGUUCCCCAGGAAAAAGGUGGCUAUAGUCGGCAGCGGUUGCUCGGGAAUCGCUGCUCUUUGGGCGCUCAACCGGACUUAUCACGAUGUCUACCUGUAUGAGGCUGCGGAUCGCCUUGGCGGGCACACAAAUACCGUGUCCUUGAAGAAGGGCAAGUUCUCAACGCAGGUUGACACUGGCUUUGUUGCGUUCAAUGCGGCGACGUACCCAAAUUUUAUGAGCUUCCUUCAAAAGUUUGAUAUCCCGCUUGAGCCAACAGAGAUGAACUUCAGCAUAUCAAGAGAUGGCGGUCUGUUUGAGUGGGCGAGCUCGAAGUGGAGCGCGAUGUUCAGUCAACGGAGGAAUAUCCUGUCCCCCAGGAUGUGGAGGCUACUCUUCGAUGUCGUCCGUUUCAAUCAAUUCGCCGUUGAUCUGCUCAUGGAAGAUGAACAGGCCAGCAAUCCGGAGUCGAUUGGGCAAUACUUGAACCGCGAAGGCUAUUCUGAUGCCUUUCGGGACGAGUAUCUCAUACCCACGAUCGCAGCGGCGUGGAACACCAGCCCCGAUAACUUCUCCCUCGACUUUCCUGCAUCAACGCUGGUCAGGUUUCUGUGGAACCAUCACUUGCUGUCCACAGUGUCCACUCGACCGCAGUGGCUCACGCUGAGGGAUGGGUCGAGGACAUAUGUUGACGCUGUCAUGAAGGGCUUUCCUCCAAAUCACCUGUUCCUGAAGACGGCAGUGCGCAGUGUCACCAACGGCACAGACGGACGCCCGGAGCUACACCUGGAAAACGGUCAAACCGAGGUGUUUGACCACGUUAUCAUUGCGACGCACGGAGACCAAGCACUUUCUCUCAUCGGAUCUUCGGCUACGCCAGAGGAGCGCGCUGUCUUGUCCGCCUUUACGACGACGCAGAACGAAGUUGUGCUUCAUUCAGACCCGUCCCUCAUGCCUACCAGACGAAAGGCAUGGGCAGGACUCAACUACGCAACGCAAACUUCGAAAUUGCGAGGAUACACCAAUGUGAAUGAGGUAUCGCUGACGUACAACAUGAACGCCUUGCAACGGAUACCUAGAGAGCCCUUUGGGGACGUUUUCGUCACACUCAAUCCUCUCCAGAAGCCCCAGAACUCGCUGACCCAUGGCUGGUAUUACUACUCCCAUCCACGCCACACACUCCAGUCGAUUCGGGCCCAGAAUCUCCUGCCAAGCAUACAAAAUAAGCGUGGGAUAAGCUACGCUGGCGCAUGGACGAAAUAUGGCCUUCACGAGGAUGGCUUCAGCAGCGGACUCGCCGUUGCCACUGAGCACUUGGGCGCCAGACUCCCGUUUGAAUUCAAGGAUCCGACGUAUAGCAGGGGCAGGGCGCCAAAGCUAGGGCUGUUUGACCACAUCUUGCGUUUAGUCGUGCUUCUCAUUCAGGUGUUUCUGAUACAGGUGGUCGAGCGGCUCGUAGAGUCUGGGAAGCGCAGAGCGAAGCCGUACGUGAUGGGCGCGGCGAAGAAAGUCAACGGCAAGGCGACAUAG
This is a messenger RNA of Emericellopsis atlantica, 1539 nucleotides long. RefSeq lists its product as uncharacterized. Bases 1 to 1539 code for a protein of 512 amino acids. The record is from RefSeq and is a predicted model, not a curated record. Gene Ontology annotation, molecular function: oxidoreductase activity. The transcript has 3 exons. Lineage: Eukaryota; Fungi; Ascomycota; Sordariomycetes; Hypocreales; Bionectriaceae.